CAUCCAUAAAGUUUAUGCCAUCUGUUCCUGAACCAGCCAGUCAUGGUGAAUACAAGACCCAAGUUCCAAAACAGGAUGUCUGCACUAUUAACGGAAGCUCCCCUGAGCAACAGCCACAACGGAACAACAUUCUUCAAGAGACACCCACUCCACCAAAACCAGGAGCCCAGGGUUCUCAAGACCUCAGCCACCAGGGAAAAACCAAGUUUGCUUCUGAUUUCUUGCGACCAGCCUUGCAGCCUGAUCUUCGGGACCCUGCCUUUCCAGGAACAAAUAGUUACAGUGAUACCCUGCCUUCACCUUCCAUACACGAGCUAAGCAUGUUUAACUACGAACGUCCAAAACACUUCAUUCAGUCCCAAAACCCAUGUGGCUCCAGACUGCAGCCCCCUGGACCGAAGACCUCCAGCUUCUCCCCACAAACCAAACAGUCCUCCAUCACCAUCCAGCCGCGUCCAUGUACAGAGCAGCGGUUCUCAGCCUCCUCCACAGUGAGUUCUCACAUCACCAUGUCUUCCUCUGCCUACCCUGCCUCCCAGCAGCUCACCGGCUCCAACCCAGGCCAGAGGAUUUCUGCCACCUAUAACCAGUCCCCGGCCAGCUUCCUCAGCUCCAUAUUGCCAUCACACCCCGACUACAGUAGCAGUAAAGUCCCUUCCACUGCGGACUCCAACUAUCAGCCAUCUUCAGUUGGUCAACCUGUAAAUGCCAACCCAUCGCCAAGUGCAAGUGCCAAGGCCACACCCAGGACUCCUGACCAUGAAAUCCAAGGAUCCAAAGAGGCUCUGAUCCAAGACUUGGAGAGAAAGCUGAAAUGCAAGGACACCCUUCUUCAUAAUGGAAAUCAACGGCUGACCUACGAGGAGAAGAUGGCCCGCAGACUGUUGGGACCACAGACGGCAGCGGCUGUAUUUCAGGCUCAGAACAGUGACGCCCCAGAUCUGCCACAGCAGCAUAACUCAGAACAUGCACGGCUGCAAGUUCCUACAUCCCAAGUAAGAAGCAGGUCAUCCUCAAGUGCAGAUGCCAAUGACCAGGAUGCAAUCCAGGAGAAAUUCUACCCACCACGUUUCAUUCAAGUGCCAGAGAACAUGUCCAUUGAGGAAGGAAGAUUCUGUAGAAUGGACUUCAAAGUGAGCGGGCUGCCGGCCCCGGAUGUGUCAUGGUAUCUAAACGGGAGGCCAGUGCAGUCGGAUGAACUGCACAAAAUGAUAGUGUCGGAGAAGGGCUUUCACUCGCUCAUCUUUGAAGUGGUCAGAGCGUCAGACGCAGGCGCUUACGCAUGUGUGGCCAGAAACAGGGCCGGGGAGGCCACCUUCACCGUGCAGCUGGACGUCCUUGCAAAGGAACAUAAAAGAGCACCGAUGUUUAUCUACAAACCACAGAGCAAAAAAGUUUUUGAGGGAGACUCUGUGAAAUUUGAAUGCCAGAUCUCAGCUAUACCUCCACCAAAGCUUUUCUGGAAGAGGAAUAAUGAAAUGGUUCAGUUCAACACUGACCGGAUAAGCUUAUAUCAUGAUGACGCUGGCAGGGUAACUUUACUGAUUAAAGAUGUCAACAAGAAAGACGCUGGGUGGUACACGGUGUCGGCAGUGAAUGAAGCGGGAGUGACGACGUGUAACACGAGAUUAGACGUGACAGCUCGUCCAAACCAAACUCUUCCAGCUCCUAAGCAGCUGCGUGUUCGACCAACAUUCAGCAAAUACUUAGCACUGAAUGGGAAAGGUUUGGAUGUAAAGCAAGCUUUUAACCCUGAAGGAGAGUUUCAGCGCCUGGCAGCUCAAUCUGGACUCUACGAAAGUGAAGAGCUUUAAUAAAUUCACCAACACUGGAAAUUACAACAACACUCUUAGCAAUAUAUCUGAUGCCUUGUGAAAUAAAUCCCUAUCUGUCUUAACAGAUCAUGGCUUUACUUAGGUAAUAUAACUAAUAUACAUUAUAAUACCAUUUAUCCUUGGACUCUGGCACAUUCUACUUCUCUGAUUUGUGAAGCCUCCAGUGAACUGGAUUUAUGGAUGUGUAUUGUAGAAAACUGUCUUAAAAUGCAGGAUCUUGACAUUUAGGUCAUACACAUUUAACAAGGUUACAGGUUAUGAAACCGGUAACUUGAAAACCUUGAGACUUGCAGUAGGGUUUACAGAGAGUGCUUAAUACAAUUGUUUUAUCUGCUUUCUCUGGUAGGAAUACUAACAUGAUAUGGAUUAUCUGAGUGUUCCAAAACCUUCUGUCAAAAGAGAAUAAAAUUCAAAUAGUUCAAAUAGA
Messenger RNA from Jaculus jaculus (lesser Egyptian jerboa), 2262 nucleotides. RefSeq names its product myotilin (gene Myot). Gene Ontology annotation, cellular component: axon; plasma membrane. Gene Ontology annotation, biological process: axon guidance; dendrite self-avoidance; homophilic cell-cell adhesion. The transcript is spliced from 10 exons. The record is from RefSeq and is a predicted model, not a curated record. The coding region runs from base 15 to 1814 and encodes 599 amino acids. Gene Ontology annotation, molecular function: cell-cell adhesion mediator activity. Lineage: Eukaryota; Metazoa; Chordata; Mammalia; Rodentia; Dipodidae.